Messenger RNA from Asparagus officinalis (garden asparagus), 957 nucleotides. RefSeq lists its product as uncharacterized. The coding region runs from base 1 to 957 and encodes 318 amino acids. Lineage: Eukaryota; Viridiplantae; Streptophyta; Magnoliopsida; Asparagales; Asparagaceae. The transcript is spliced from 2 exons. Gene Ontology annotation, molecular function: zinc ion binding; nucleic acid binding. The record is from RefSeq and is a predicted model, not a curated record.
AUGUCUAAACAGACGGAACUAGUAGACAAGGGAAUACCGGAUCCUGAUCCGAUACCAAUUGACACAGCCAAGCGAGAUGCAAAGGCGCUCUUCUUCAUUCAGCAAUACGUACACGAAUUGGUGUUUGCGAAGAUUGUAGCAGCAGAAACAGCAAACGAGGCCUGGUCUACUCUAAAAACCGCAUUUCAGGGAAGUUCCAAGGUGGUAGCUAUCAAGUUGCAGGGCUUGAGACGAGAGUUUGAGACAUUGAACAUGAAACAAGGCGAGUCAGUUCAAUCCUUCUUCACGCAAGUUACAACAAUAGUCAACCAAAUUCGAAGCUGUGGAGAAGAUCUUCCAGAAAAAACGGUUGUGAUGAAGGUGUUGCGCAGCCUGACAACCAAGUUUGAUCAUGUGGUGGCGACGAUCAAAGAAUCAAAAGAUCUGUCCACCUACACGUUUGAUGAAUUGAUGGGAUCACUGCAGGUCCAUGAAGUUCGUUUCAGCCGAUCAGAAGUGAAGGACGACACCAAAGCUUUCUAUACCAAGGGUGAUUCCUCAAGAAACCAACAACAAGGCAGAGGUAGAGGACAAGGUAACAGCAGAGGUCGAAGCAGUCAAGGCGGCAGUGGCAGAGGCAAGCCAAGUUAUAAUCAACCGCAUUCUAAUCAACCGAAGAAAGAUGUAGAAUGCUACUACUGUCACAAGAAAGGGCAUAUGCAAGCCAAUUGCUACAAGAAACAGAGAGAAGAAGGUCAAGACGUGGAGUGCUAUUACUACCACAAGUCCGGUCAUGUGGAGGCUGACUGCUACAAGAAGAAAAGAGAAGAAGGACAUGGAAGUUUUGUUGAAGAGAAGAGCAAUCAGGCACGGUUGUUCAUGGCCAAAACCGAUGAAGAAUCAGAUGUAGUUUUGUUGAAGAGAAGAGCAAUCAGGCACGGUUGUUCAUGGCCAAAACCGAUGAAGAAUCAGAUGUGA